AUCAAACGGCAUUACGAUCAAAGGCAAAUUAGUAUUGUUAUUAUUAUUAUCUGAGCCAAUCUUUGCUGUUUUUUUUUUCUUUGUUUUUGUUUUUUUUAACGUAGUUGCUCCGACUUCGUAGCGGCUUUCGUGCAUCGCAGGCUUCGCCCCCCCCAAUGUCAGGCGGGGGUGGCCUUCCUCCACCUCCACCUCCACCUCCUCCUUCCUCCUCUUCUUGUUGUUCUCUCGCUCGCUCUCUCCCUGCCUCGGCCGCACAGCAGCAGCAGCAGCAGCAGCAGCAGCCCCGCCUCGCCGAGCAAGCGGGCAGCAGGCAGCAGGGAGAGCAGAGCAAUGCAAAGGGACGUAAGAUGGCAGAGCUGCAAAUGUUGUUAGAGGAGGAAAUCCCCGCCGGCAAACGAGCUCUCGUGGAGAGCUACCAGAACCUUUCUCGGGUGGCGGAAUACUGCGAGAACAACUACGUUCAGGCUCAAGACAAGAGGAAGGCCCUGGAGGAGACCAAGUCCUACACCACCCAGUCUCUGGCCAGCGUGGCUUACCAAAUCAAUGCCUUAGCCAACAAUGUGCUCCAGCUACUGGACAUUCAGACCUCGCAACUACGACGCAUGGAGUCCUCCAUCAACCACAUCUCCCAGACGGUGGAUAUUCACAAGGAGAAGGUGGCCCGUCGUGAGAUUGGCAUCCUGACCACCAAUAAAAACACCUCUCGCACCCAUAAGAUCAUCGCCCCGGGCAACAUGGAGCGGCCUGUGCGCUACAUUCGAAAACCAAUUGAUUACACACUGCUGGAUGAUGUGGGCCAUGGAGUAAAAUGGCUUAAAGCCAAGCAAAACGGGAACAAUGCCGCAGGACGAGGAGGAGGGACGCUGUCGAGGACCACUCCACCAACCCAGAAACCCCCGAGCCCCCCGAUGGCCGGCCGCGGUACCUUGGGGCGGAACACGCCCUACAAGACACUGGAGCCGGUCAAGCCUCCAGUGGUGCCCAACGACUACAUGACCAGCCCGGCCCGGCUGGGCGGCCAGCAGAGCCCCGCGCGCACGGCCUCGCUCAAUCAGAGGCCCCGGACGCACAGUGGCAGCAGCGGCGGGAGCGGUGGCAGGGAGAACAGCGGAAGCGGCGGAGUGGGUGUCCCCUUGGCGGUCCCGACACCUUCUCCUCCCGGUAUGGGCCAAGGUGAGUCCUUAGCGCAACCUUCCGGCUGUACGGCUGCUAUUCGUGCUCCCGCAGCGGCGACGUCUUGCGCCUCCGUGCCGCAAGGCCCCGGGCUGGGGCCCAUCCCCAUGUCCCAGUUUGGCACCAUCUCCCGGCAGAUCUCCCGUCACACCUCCUCCACCACCUCCUCGGCCUCCAUGGUGUCGGCCACGGGGACGUAUCGCCGCGCUCCCUCCGCAUCCUCUCAGCAGCCCCACAUUAACGGGGGUCCGACUUUCCUGCAAAACUCCGUGUCGGCCGCGCCUCCGCCUCCUCCGAUGGUCCAGCUGACACCGCAGAUCCCUCUGACCGGCUUUGUGGCCAGAAUGCAGGAGAGCAUAACAGACAGCCCAGCUCCACCGCCGCCGCCUCCGCCCGAGGACUUGGGCGUCUUCGAGGAGCCCUCGCCCCCGCCUCCUCCUCCGCCUGUCGACUAUGAAGAAGAGGAAGCCGCCGUUGUCCAUUACAGUGACCCCUAUGCUGAUGGAGAUCCCCACUGGGCCCCUAAAGUCUAUUUAGAGAAAGUCGUGGCCAUCUACGACUACAGCAAGGACAAGGAGGACGAGCUCUCCUUCAUGGAAGGAGCCAUCAUUUAUAUUAUCAAGAAGAACGACGACGGCUGGUUCGAAGGCGUCUGCAACGGCGUCACCGGACUCUUCCCGGGAAACUACGUCGAGUCCAUCAUGCACUACGCAGAUUAAGGGGGGGGGGGGCAAAACAGGCUCUGAGGUAAAACAGUGAAGAUGUACAGAUGGAGGAGGUUUUCCAGCUCUCAUCUCUCCGGUUCGAUGAAGUGUCGUGGCAAAGUCUUUGGAAGAUAUCAUUUCUGCUUGAUAGAAGCACAACGGCUGCUGAAGUUUUGUUAGUUUCCACCGUUGACGCGAAGGGAGGAGAUGAAAGCAUUGCGCACGGUGGCGGUCGGCGCCACUUUUGAUUCCAAACUUCAGCUCUUCGCCGCACGACAAAUGACAAGGCAGAAUAUUUGAAAGUGUUUGUGUUAAUAUGUUAGUGCAGCACAGCCAGUAUGUUAUUUGCAGUGUUAAAACAAAGUUCUUCCCCAAGGUGCUGCAUCACCGAGAAAAACAAAAGAACAUCUUAUCAUGGUGUUGCACUGAAGACCCUGCAGACUGGCCAAAUCCUAAAGCUUUUCCUUCUACUCCCAAAACAUCCAUUCUACCUUAUCAAAACUGGGAGGGGGCGAAGCAUCACUAAAUGCAUUUCACACACGACUGAAUGGCAAAACUGUUUCGUCGGAAUCAAGAAAUGUUAGAGGAAAGAAAGAAAGCUCACCUUUCAGGGAUCAAUGGGAUAUCACCUAAAACACGCAAAACGUUAUUGGGAGAAAAUCUGAAGUGGAAAAAAAAAAUCAUCCAUUUUGUCGUUGACUUUUAGGAGAGAGGCAGGAUGCGCACAGGACUGAUUGCCAGCCAAUCACAGGGCACAGAUUGACAACCAUUUGCAUUUUACAUUUAACCUAGCACACGUUUUGCCAAAGGGAGGAAAUCUAACUUCCCGGAUAAAAACCACAGAAAUGUAAAAAGCACAGAAAUGUCCCAGCCCAGAACCUUGCCAGGCAGAUGUGCCACUAAUGGGGGGGGGGGGGGGGGGAAUGUUUCACCGGGCACCAAAUCGUUUCAAAAAGUAUUUUUGAAUGUUUUAGAGGAUAUUUUUCAGAUCCCUCAAAAAAUGGUCAACUAGGUUUAUGUAGAAAUACAAAAAAACAACAGCUCCUUAUUCUGCUCUCUAACUUGUACAUAAAGUGUAACGUGAGAAGCUAACAGUACAGUAAAGUGCAUUCGUCUGUGUUUUUUUUUUUUCCCCCCCCCCCUUGUGGUGCCAAGAGUAGAUUAUCCGUUUUGUUGAUUUUUGACUUGAAUGUGCAUUGAGUGCCGUCGAACGUCGACGGUGGAAAGCGUCCUUCAUAUUGCUUCAUCAUCGCCGCCGCGUAAUAUUACUAACGUGCUGUCCAGCCACUGUAGCAAAGUUGUGUCUUGUCUUGAAGUAUGUGAAGGAGUCAAGUGUGUGUGAGUGAGAUCACCACGUGUGUUGCAUCUUCCACGAGCUACUUGUUGCCUGCUGGUUGAAUGUUUGCUGCUGUGGUGCUUUACAUCGGUGCUUAACAGUAAUCAUCAAGCCAAACGACCUCAAAAAUCUGAAGAGAAAUGGAACAAGUUCAACAAGCCUUGCCUUUUUUUUUUUUUUUUUUUUUUUUUCCUCUCUCUCCAGGGGGUGAACACUCAACCAUUUUGAUUGUAAUCUUCUCUCCAUUGUCGCGAAUGACACAAACUACACAUUGCGUGGACAAAGGUUUUUGGGACACCCUUUUCCAAACUAUUCCCACCCACUUGGAUGUGUCUAAUUCACUGAGACGUUUGUCUUUGCCGUGUCACGAGCUGCGCAAAAAAAAAAAAAAAAAAAAAAAUCCCCAACGCAUCACAUAACAUAAGGUCUCUUUGCAUAGUUGCUGCGAUUCAAAACAAACAGAAAUGCCUGAGCUAACUUGCUUGCAGUGCUGAGCAAUGAGGAACAGAGUUGCCUUUCAUCAAUAUGAUUACCUAUGACAUACUAUACUACAAAAUACUCACACAAAUGUGGACCUUUGAUUUCAAAUAAGAUUUGCACAUCUGUGUGUAAAAAAAAAAAAAAAGGAACACAGUGACCCUUUGCAAAGCUGGAUUAUGCUUUAAUAUAUAUAUAUAUAUAUAUAUAUAUAGUCACGGGGUUUCAACCUCCAGUGAGUCUAAUCAUCAUCAGAAUUCUGAAAAACAUUCUAAUUCUGGAUAAAAAUGUUACUUUUCAAGGGGGUGAGGGGCUUAAUUGUGAACUUUUAUUCAUAAAAUGAGCAAAAGUGGAAUGCCUUUUGUUAUGAAAAAACAACAAGAAAAUGCUGCCAAUUCAGUAUUCAUUCAUUCACAUGCAUGCAUGAAGGUUUCUAAACAUUGACACUGAUGCAUCCCAUUCAUGAUUGUAUUUUUCCAUCAUGCGGUGACUUGUGUGAGGGGGAAAAAAAACCCAACAACUUUUCUAUCUUUGUCUUUCUAGCUUUGCAUUCCACUUGUUUUGACGUCCGCUGUAUGUUUUUGAGCAGCGGACAAAGGUUUGCUCACACUUUGUAUGUAAAGGAUUUAUUUAUACUUUUUCAUAGAGAAAUCAUGGGACAACCACUAAUGUGCAGAACUUUGUAAUGUUGAUCAUCUAACAUCAUCAUCAGGUCCAGAUGGCGAUUUUUCAUUUUAUUUAUUUGUGUGUGUCUUUCGUAUGAUGGGGGGAAAGUGGCAACUUUCGUGUUCAUGAGAACUGAAUAUUUGUCUUCUCUCAUUUUGUACAUAGGAUGUGUUCAUUGAAAUUCGUGUACAGUCUUUUUGUAAUAAAUAGCUGACUGCAAGACGAUGUUAA
Phyllopteryx taeniolatus (common seadragon) is the source of this 4587-nucleotide messenger RNA. Its product is annotated as abl interactor 1-like. The record is from RefSeq and is a predicted model, not a curated record. The coding region runs from base 156 to 1892 and encodes 578 amino acids. Gene Ontology annotation, molecular function: SH3 domain binding. Gene Ontology annotation, cellular component: lamellipodium; intracellular anatomical structure. NCBI's taxonomy places the organism in Eukaryota, Metazoa, Chordata, Actinopteri, Syngnathiformes, Syngnathidae. The transcript is spliced from 11 exons.